AAAAAUGUUUGGUAGAAACGCAGAGAGAGAGAGAGAGAGAGAGAGAGAGAGAUUUGAGUUGAGAGUAUUUGCUUCAAAGGUUGCCAACUAUAAUUGUGACGGGACGUACAACUCACUCAAAGUUCUCAUCCAUCACCUUGGCUUCUUCAUCCACCUGCCUUCCCUCCCGCCAUAACCAUCCACUCUCUCUUCUCACUUCACCUCACUGUUGCUGCAUAUCUCAGAGAGAGGGAGAGAGAAUGGCAUGCUUUGAGAAGGCAUCACGAGCACUGAAGGAAAUCCUGCUCAAAUUACACAGUGCAGAACAGACACUGGAGAUUGAUCAUUAUUUAUAUGAAUUUGGAUCUGUGAAAUACCACAUUCAGUCAUCUGCAUCAGAUCCACAUCAUGCCUACUUGUCAAUAUCAACCCCACUGCUAUCCCAAGGAGUCCCAUUGUCAUAUGGGCUUCCACAUUAUAUGAUGCAGUUGGUGAAAGGAAUUUGUUCUGAUGCAGUGGAGAUUGUAGAACAUGCAAAGGAAGGAUAUCAGCUCACUCUAAGACUUAACUUUUCUAAAAUUCCAAAAGGCAAAGAAUCUGUGAAGAUAAUCACAGAGAUUUCCACUGUGCAAACGAUAAUACUGAGCUCUCAACUGAAAGAAAUUUUGCGCAAUGCCAGUUCCAAGGAUACAUUUCAAGGGAUCUACAAACCCAUCAAACUUGUCUAUCACCCAAGGGAGCCCUUCUUUGUCAUCAUACAGACGGAUGAAAUAACUGCAGUAUUUCCAAUGCGUUUUAAAGAUAAGUCUGAUGUAAUUCUUGCAACAGCUUUCUUUCAGGAACUCAUGGAUGUGGGACGUUCAGAAGCAGGGGCUAAAGCACCACCAUGCACCUGGUCACCCAUCCCUCCUCCUGAGUUGAGGGGAGAACCCUUUGAAGAUUUGAGCACUAAUGGAGGAUUUGUCUCUUUUGAAAUUUCUUCACGGCACAUUGAAAGAAAAAGGCUAGACAAGACUGUAUGGAGUCUAUUGAACUUCUAUGCCUGCGUGAAAUAUCACAUAAAGUCCACCAGAGGCUUUCUACAAAGAAGAAUGAGGAAACGCAUGGAAGGUUUGGUUGAGGUGCUGCAGAAGGCAAGCAUAGAAGAGGAUGUACAUUUUAAGAAAAUCCAAGGAUGUAGGUGUGUAAGGAAACUAAAAACAAAAACUCUCAAACAAGGAUGUAAGAGUUUCAAAAAGAAGAUCAAAAGGAUCCGUUCGCGCAUUAAAAUCCACAGAUUCAGUCAUUUUCGUCGAAGGUGGUUGACAAUUCCAAAGUUCUCUUCAGCAUUGAAAUAUACAAAAUUAGAUUGACGUUAUUCAUUACUAUUACAUCACCAUAUUUGAUCAAUUGACUGCAAGUAUAACUUCACAGCCAGCAGCGGUCUUCUUCUUCUUCUUCUUCUUCUUCUUUUUUCUACAAUGUUGUAACAGUGGAGUAUUACAGUCAUUUAAUAACAGGGAUGGGUAAAAAAAAUUAUCCUA
This is a messenger RNA of Malania oleifera, 1502 nucleotides long. RefSeq names its product actin-related protein 2/3 complex subunit 2B. The record is from RefSeq and is a predicted model, not a curated record. Gene Ontology annotation, biological process: actin filament polymerization; Arp2/3 complex-mediated actin nucleation. Gene Ontology annotation, molecular function: actin filament binding; structural constituent of cytoskeleton. The transcript is spliced from 10 exons. Bases 240 to 1331 code for a protein of 363 amino acids. NCBI's taxonomy places the organism in Eukaryota, Viridiplantae, Streptophyta, Magnoliopsida, Santalales, Ximeniaceae. Gene Ontology annotation, cellular component: actin cytoskeleton; Arp2/3 protein complex.